CUUCAGUCGACCUUGGUUCUGUAUGUUACGUUUGUUUUGCAUAACAUCAUUAUGUAAACACAAACAAACGCACCUUUGAAAUUAAUGAUGAUACCUGAAGGUCGUGUGGCAGAUGCAUAUACCAACUUCAUAUGUUUAAAUGAGUCUUCAAACUCAUAUGGAUAUCAUGCAGAUUCGCAGUCUAGUAGCAGCAAUAAAGAUAAAUGUCUUCAAAAUAAUGAAACACCAGUUGGUAGUGAAGCCACUGAUCGUCUGGAUUCAUCGUAUCUCCACUCCAAACAUUGUUUACCCGAACUUGAUGGUUAUCCCAGUGAUCUGAUAGAUUUGGAUAAAAUAAAACAUGAGAAUCUUUUUUCCGAUGUCAAACUCAAUGAUAUCAACAUGAUUUACGAUCAAGCUGCGUCAAAGCUUAAAGAAAAUCUAACUGUUCAUUAUCAAUCAGUACAAAAAGAAAUAAUGUUAGCUGUGAAAAGCCUUUUUUCAACUGAAAUGCAUCGUAUAAGAACUGAUAUGAUUAAACUUCAGGAACAAGUGAUUAGUUUACGGGAUCUUGCAAAAAAUCAUGAACGUACAAUUGCACAAAAGAAUAAGGUUAUUAGUGAUUUAACUGAUGAAAUAAAAAGAAUGAAACAUACUAUGCAACUCAAUUUAAAGGUAGAGAAUACUAAAAGAAAAGAUUUUUGUACUGCACUUGCUGAUCGUUACUACAAACAGCAUAUUUUAAAACAAGCAAUAGUAGAAUGGAAACAGUUUAUGGAGUGUACAUGGAAACAGAGGAAUUUUCGACGAUUGACGCUAGAAGCCCAAUCUGAAUGUAUCAAAAUUACGAAAGAGUUUAAUCAAAAAAUCCUUCAGGAAUAUCAGCGGCUUCCUAACAAGGAUAUACCAUCCAACAGAAACUAUGAUUCAUCUUACCGAAAUGAAAUAAACCCUAUCACUUGUAAGAAUGGGAAAAUUGAUCAAAGACUGUAUGAUGGCAAAUGUCAUUUAUCCGUGGGAAAUGCCAAAAAGAUGUUAAGUUCACGGAAUUCAUCAAAUCAUUAUUAUCCCAUAGAAAAACAGAAAAAAAUAUCAUCGUAUACUAAACCACGAACUGUACAACAUGGAAUACCCACAGGAACCUGUCCAAAUGGAUCUACAGCUAUGGCAAAUAUAUUAGUCCAUCGACAUCAACCUAUCAGUCAGGUAACAACAUCAGAAAAUGUCAAUUCACACAGGUUUUCUUCUACAUUGACGACAACAGGUGCUAAUUACUCACUUGGACGACAUCAGCUUUCAUCAACACCACGAUUAUGUUUUGAUUUAUAUCCUCAAAAAAAGUAUCUAGGCAACUGA
Messenger RNA from Heterobilharzia americana, 1335 nucleotides. The record is from the annotation of a GenBank genome assembly. Lineage: Eukaryota; Metazoa; Platyhelminthes; Trematoda; Strigeidida; Schistosomatidae.